CUGGCUUAACAGGGCUAAGCACACUGUCACACUGUCUAAGAAACUAGCCACCCACGGUCUGAGGUGACUCAGGGCUUUCACAGAAGAGAAGGUGGCCAUUCCAGUAAGCAGUAGUCAGUCAGGAGUGACAGUGAGAGGCCCGUUGAUCCUGACAGACAGGUUGGACUCCAGUAUGCAGUUGGUGUGUUAAGGAUGGAGGAUUCUAGUUUGUGUCUUGGUGUGUCAUCAGCGGUGCCUGAUGCUGAUGCCCAUCUGAGCAGUGCAGUCUUGAAUGGCCGCUACCCCAUAAGUCAAAAGCUUCACCAGCUUACUGCCCAGCUAGGACACGCCUUUCCUGACCUACACCGCCCACAACAGAUCCCUGAAGAGAAAGCAGCCACACCUUUGGACGAGAAGACCCACCACGCAGCCCUGGCUAGUCAACCUAUCAGCAGUCAGAUGGCCCUGUUAGCCAAUCAGCUCAACCGAGACAUUGACGCAGGGGCACUAAGUGGGCUGAAUGGGCGUGUAGACCUGCAGCAGUUUCUCAAUGGCCAGAACUUGGGCAUCAUGUCCCAGAUGAAUGAUAUCGAAGAUGAUGCCCGUAAGAAUAGGAAGUAUCCCUGUCCAUUGUGCGGUAAGCGCUUCCGUUUUAACAGCAUCUUGUCACUGCACAUGCGCACACACACAGGAGAGAAGCCCUUUAAGUGCCCCUACUGUGACCACCGAGCAGCUCAAAAGGGCAACUUGAAGAUCCACCUCCGCACCCAUAAGCUGGGGAAUCUUGGUAAGGGCCGUGGCCGUGUCAGAGAGGAAAAUAGGCUGCUGCAUGAGCUAGAGGAGAGGGCCAUUCUGAGGGACAAACAGAUGAGAGGGAGCGGCAGUCUCCUCCAGACAGCUCAAACACCCCAUCUGGGUACCAAUAGCAGCUCUAACACCCAGCAGCAGCAACUAGGCUCAGCCUGUGGCCUCCUUCCACCCUCUGGCCUUGCCACUCCAGACACAAUUUCCCAGCCUUCUUCUUCACCCAAGCCAGCUGGCACCCAGGAUGAACAGUCCCUGAACCCAACUACAGGCUUCCGCUGUACAUUCUGCAAAGGGAAGUUCAAGAAGCGUGAGGAGCUGGACCGCCAUAUUCGCAUACUCCACAAGCCCUACAAAUGUACUCUGUGUGAGUUUGCUGCCUCCCAUGAAGAGGAGCUGAUAAGUCAUGUGGAAAAGGCCCACAUCACAGCCGAGACUACACAGGGCCAGGGUGCUGGUGGCGCCGGUGGCAUGCAGAUGGCCACUGAAUUCCGCUGUGAUGUGUGUGGACAGGUGUUCAGCCAAGCUUGGUUCCUCAAGGGCCACAUGCGCAAGCACAAGGACUCCUUUGAACACUGCUGCCAAAUCUGUGGCCGUCGCUUCAAGGAACCAUGGUUCCUCAAGAACCAUAUGAAGGUACAUCUCAACAAGCUGGCCAUCAAGAGCAAGCCACCCCAGCCCAGUGAGCAGGACAUGGCUGCUGUCAAUAGCAUGAGCAAUCUGGCUCAGGAAGCUCAUGCCAACCUUUAUUCCCGCUACAUCUCCUGUCUUCAGGGAGGUUUCCUUUCACCAGACAAACAGGGCCUGAGUGAGCAGCACCAGAUGUUGGCUAAAGCAGGGAUAGCCAUGAAGGAAAAAGAGAUGUUAGGGAAGCUGCUUGGGCCAAUGGCAGGAGGUAUGGGCCAUGGCCUAGCCGAAAAUGAGAAGCGCUCACUCCUGGGUUGUUUAAACCUUGUGCAACCACUCAAGUCGAGCUGCAUGGAGCGCCUCCAGGCAGCUGCAAAAGUGGCAGAGAUGGAUUCCCUCAGUAGCUACCAAGCCUGGCAGAUAAUGGCUCGUGGCAUGGCUAUGGACAGGGCAUUCAUGCCUAAGGAGCAGCAGCAGCACCAGCAUCAUAUACCCCCAGGGCAAGAAGAUGAGAUUGGUGGUGCUGGGGCCUUGGCUUCUUUCUCAAAGGAUAAACAAGACUACUCCUUGAUUUCUUCCAAUGAUAGCUCCAAGCAGAAGCAGCUCCCAGAGACCUUGCAAGGAUCCAAAGCCUCUAGUGGAGCCAUGAUGUCCAUGAAGGAGGAUGGAAGAGGCUUUGACGGUCACCGUGACUUAAUGUCUCACCAUGGUAAUGCUGAGGCUCCUGGAGCCCUGGCCGGCUUGGGAAGCCCAAACAUUGACUACAGUGUGUCCAGCCUCUCCGGCCUUAAGGAGAAGCCUUCAGAGUGCCCUGACUGUGGCCGAAUCUUCAGAACCUACCAUCAGAUGGUUGUCCACUCCCGCAUCCAUGGCAAAGACAGGAGAGGCAUUGAGGAAGUGCUCCAACAACAAGGUCUGGACGAACGCCGUGGAUCAGCCAGUGACCCCGAGUCUCAGUCUAUCAGCCGCUCCACCACUCCUGGUUCAUCCAACGUGACAGAAGAGAGUGGAGCUGGAGGAGGACACUCCCAGACUGGAAGUGUCCAGGAUGACAGCCCACAUCCCUCCUCACCAUCUUCAGAUGUUGGGGAGGACUUGGGGAAGGCAGCAGGGAGUAUUCAGCCGCCUCUGUCCCAGCAUCGUGAGCGGAGUCUGGGCACAUCUUCCAAGGAUUGCCCCUACUGUGGCAAGUCUUUCCGCACCUCCCAUCAUCUCAAAGUCCAUCUGCGGAUACACACAGGAGAGAAACCCUACCGAUGCCCUCAUUGUGACUAUGCCGGCACCCAGUCUGCCAGUCUGAAGUACCACCUGGAGCGCCAUCACCGUGAACGUCAAAAUGGCUCCACCACCUCAGGCCCAUCCUCUGGCCACACCCCUUCCUCUGACCACAAAGAGGAUCAUGGGAAGACAGCCGGAGGUGGCAUCUUUGCCCGACCAGAUGUCCUCCGUAAUGUUUUCAAGGGAAUGCCUCCCAACCUAGACUUCAGGGCAGGUCCGUUGCUGCCACAUCAGUGGGCGUCGGCUGGCAUGAUGUCUCCGCAUGACCGAGACCGUGAGCGUGGAGACCGCCGUUUUGAUUCUGCCUCUUCAGCUGAGAACAUGAAGUCUGCUGAUGGCCCGUCCUCCCUUGUCUCAACAGUGACAGAUAGUCCCGCCAGCUUCUCUGACCUAAGCAGGGCUUACCAAAGCAUGAUGGGAAACGGAGUCCACUUUCAAGGUUCUCUUCAGGCCUUCAUGGACAGCUUUGUCCUCAGUUCCAUGAAGAAGGAUAUUAAGGACAACCAGAGUCCAGUCCAGCUCCAAGCCCAGCUCUACCAUGAUAAUGGUGAGCCCAAAGCCAAGCGGGCCAUCUCAGUUGACCAGGACAGAGAGGAUAAGGCUGAAGGCAAACAGAACUCAGAGCAUGGCAAACCUGGGUCACAGUAUGAACCACUUGAUCUUUCUGUGUCAGUCCGGCCUGAAUCUGCAUCCGGAUCUCUUCCCGGCUCCUCAAUCACCAUCCACGAUAAUGUGGCAUGGCAUGGCUGCCUCUUUUGCUCCUUCUCAACAUCCUCAUUGGAGCUCAUGGCUAUGCACCUCCAGGCCAAUCACCUGGGUAAGGCCCAACUGCAGCGGUCUGAUACAGGCAAGGAGCUUCAUGGAGAGACUUCUCCCACCACCUCCACCAUUCACUCCUCCAACACCAAGACUACUGGUGUGGCCCUUGACAAAGAUGGAGACAGAGAUGGAGAGAAAAGCCAGGGAGGCUGGAACAACCACAUGGACCAGCCCUACAAUCCCUUCCAGAGUGACUUCUACAGACGGUUUGGUGGCUUGUAUGAUGGAUCACCUAGGGCCAACCAGGGCCUUCAAGGAUAUAUAGCCCCAGCAGAGCAGGGUCUAGAGCUACCUGGCCAGGCUUUUGGAGGGGCAUCUUCAGCCGGGGAUGACCAGAUUGCUGAAAGGGGCUCCCGUGGAGAUGCUGAAGAGGACCUGGUGGGAUCAGAUGAUGAGGUUGUAAAGGCUGGGUUGCACAGCGCCAGUGGGACCCCCUCAACCACCCCCAAGAGACAGCAGCAACAUAAUCAGUCUGAUGAAGAAGAAGAGGAGGGAGGAGUGGCUGAAGAUGACGAAGAAAGAGAUGAGGAUGGGCAAAUGGACAUGGAGAGAGAGGAAGAAGGAAGUCCAGCUUCAGACAACCUCCAGAACCACCCAAAACAUCUCCAAGAUGACUCUUCUUUGCCCCCUAGGAGUGGUGCUGGUUUGGCAGCAUCUUCCUCCAUCAUGACACCACUUUCUCUGGUUCCCCAACCCCAGAACCAGGUUUUGCCGCUGGAGAAGCAGUGGCAGCAGGGCCUGGGCCUCCUGUCUCCCAGUGGUCCUCCAGGACUGUUGAAGGCUGAGCAGCAGACCCACCUAGAGCAGCAGAUGAACAUGCUUUCUGUCCUCAGAGCCUACAGCAAUGACAACAUCCCUGCAUUCAACGGCCUGGGAGGUGGAGUAGGAGGAGCACCCACAGGGGGCAUGAAGAGGCCAGAUGCACAUGUGCAUCUGUGGGUGGGAGAGGAGGACCAGCCCAUGCCCCAUGACCCCGCGCUGACCCACGACCCCAACCAUCUUAACAACGACCUUAACCACCCUAACAACCAUAACCUAGGCGAACCUGAGGGGCUGGAUGCCCAAGCUGUAAACAAAGACUAAUGGCCCAGACCGGAGCAAGGCAGGAUGAUGAGGAUGAGGAUGAUGAUGAAGCAAUGAUGAUGAUGAGGAGGAGGAUGAAGGAUAAAUGAAGGAAUACACUAUAACAAAGACUUUAUUUAAGAUGAAAAAAAAAACACAUACUACCGUCAGAGUCAAGAGAAGGCGAGAACUAUAUGAAGGAAAGUUUGGGAGUUUCCUUUGGGGACGGAUUUACGGGAUGGACCUAAUGGCUUUUGCAAGCGUUCUUGGACACUAAACAAAGUGACGGCAAUUUUCCUGUUUUGUCUCCUGUGGUCUGAAUGCCCCUUGUCUUUCUUGUCCUAUCUCUUAUAAAAUGUUUUUGUUUUUUUUUUUCUUCUUUUGAUGAAACUACCUGUCUGAUUAGCAAUUCUUGUAACUGGCCCCACAAUUUCUGAUACAUUCCUUGAACUAGAAAGUUAUGUCUUUUUUUAGUUAGGACUGAAGUGUUGUGCUUAAUCAAUUGCUUUCAAAGACUUUUCUCUCCUGUCAAGUCCACGGACAACCAUUAUAUUGUACUGGAAUGUAUUCUACUGUAGAAUAGAAACUCAACUUUACUGGACUGUUGACAGAGACCAAGCACAUUUCCUGUCAGACCAGCCACUUUUGGCUCUGCUAUCAGCUGUCAUAGAGUCACUAUUUAUGUCCCAUGGCCAUGCAUCACCCUGAUUAUGGUUAACAAAGGACAGGGCACCAUAUGACAAUCUACAAUACAAGU
Messenger RNA from Xiphias gladius (swordfish), 5326 nucleotides. RefSeq names its product zinc finger protein 536 (gene znf536). NCBI's taxonomy places the organism in Eukaryota, Metazoa, Chordata, Actinopteri, Istiophoriformes, Xiphiidae. Gene Ontology annotation, cellular component: nucleus. Gene Ontology annotation, biological process: regulation of DNA-templated transcription. Bases 193 to 4590 code for a protein of 1465 amino acids. Gene Ontology annotation, molecular function: RNA polymerase II cis-regulatory region sequence-specific DNA binding; DNA-binding transcription factor activity, RNA polymerase II-specific. The record is from RefSeq and is a predicted model, not a curated record. The transcript is spliced from 6 exons.